ACAUUUCUGCGUAAAUUCACCACCAAUUUUGAUCUUGUCGACACUUCUGGUUCUCCUGACCCCUCUGUCGUCGUAGGCGGAUAUAACUUCGAACCAACGAUGGUGUUAUAUAAAAGUGUGAGCACUCAAAAUGGAGUGACAGACAUGUCCGCGAUGGAGGUGUGGAUCAUCAUCAAGCCUUCCGUGCGACAAGACCCCUUCAUCGACCCGCCGCCAAAUGAGGACUUCACCGCACCGAUACCUUGUCCUGAGGAGGAACUGCUGCCAUAUUGGGACACUAAAAGAGAUUACUAUCCCACAUUUGAGUCCUCCGACGAGCAGUGCAUUUCAACCCGCGCACAUAUGGUGGCGUGCACCAAUGCCUUCUUCGCAACUCAGUUCCGUCGCUUUGGAUUUUCCAUUCUCCUCUGCGGCUCCUGGGCACGUUUUGUGUACUGGGACAGCUCUGGUGCUGUCGUGUCUCGGCAGUUUGAAUACACGAGCAAUUUCACCCUAUUGGGUGAGUUCCUGUGGAGGUUCAAUCGUGCGUCGCCUGGGAACCGUGGCGUCGACGUAUCUGUGGUUCCCGUUUCCCUUGUGGAGCCUCAAGACAGCGUUGUUCGUGAGCUGCUGGGCGUUGGGAGUUCCGACCCUCUGUGUGGAUACAUUGUUCCCGUCGAUACCGCACUUCAAACAUCCAAAGAUGUGAAAGACCCCCCUCAAACUACCUACCACUUUUACGUCGGCCCACGCCCCGCCCCAAAGCAGUGCAACCUACUCGAGCAACAAACUCGUAGUUUCCAUGUUUGCGACCUUGCACAAAAAAAAGUCGGUUUCUUCAAGGAAACUUGCAGACUUGAUAUCCAAGGUAUCAGAACAGGAUCAGAAGUAUACCGGAAAUUACAUUCCCAUCGCGUUCCCAAUAUCUCUACCUUCGAGCACGGCGGUGACAUGUCUGCCCUCGGAACAAAAACAAUCACCCAUUUAUUCAGCAAGGCCUGA
Messenger RNA from Suillus bovinus, 981 nucleotides. RefSeq lists its product as uncharacterized. Lineage: Eukaryota; Fungi; Basidiomycota; Agaricomycetes; Boletales; Suillaceae. The transcript has a single exon. The annotation marks the transcript as partial. The record is from RefSeq and is a predicted model, not a curated record.